Molecule: messenger RNA, 10833 nt
Organism: Microplitis mediator
Lineage: Eukaryota; Metazoa; Arthropoda; Insecta; Hymenoptera; Braconidae
Gene: Vps13
Product: intermembrane lipid transfer protein Vps13
Exons: 8
Coding region: 213-9935 (3240 amino acids)
Biological process (GO): protein targeting to vacuole; protein retention in Golgi apparatus
Cellular component (GO): extrinsic component of membrane
Source: RefSeq, a predicted model, not a curated record
AGUACAUUUAAAUAUAUAUAUGUGUAUAAAUUUAUAAUUUUUUAUUUUUUAAAUGUCAAUUAAAAUAUUUUGACACUUCGAGGUUAUUAAAGUUUUUUUUUCUUAUAUAUUUAAAUAAUUUUUAUAUUUUUAUGUGAUUACUGGUAAAUUAAAUGAUGAAGUGAUGAAAUAAAAUUAAAAUUAAUUUUUGAAAGUAUAAAUAAAAAUAUAAAAUGGUUUUCGAAUCGAUAGUAACAGAAUUAUUGAAUAAAAUAUUGGGAGAAUAUGUUGAAAAUUUGGAUUAUAAACAAUUGAAACUAAGCCUGUGGGGUGGCGAUGUAGUCCUCAAAGAUCUUCUGAUAAAAGAAAGUGCUCUAGAUGUAUUAGAUCUUCCAAUAAAACUCGAGUACGGUCGACUAGGGAAAUUGAUACUAAAAAUCCCCUUCAAAGACAUCUGGAAUGGUCAAAUCGACUGCAUAAUCGAGGAACUUUAUCUCUUGAUAGUACCCGCGAGCCAGGUUAAAUAUGAUUCCGAAAAAGAAGUUAAAGCUUCGCUGGAAGCGAAGCGAGCGGAGCUUGCGCGUAUUGAAAAGAACAAGCAGCUGCUCGAGCAAUCGAAGCUCGCGGAAAAAAUUGACGAUUCAAUGCUGGAAAAAUUACUUGCACGUAUGAUUAAGAACAUUCAUGUUGAAAUAAAGAGUAUCCAUGUCCGUUAUGAAGACCAUGUGACCUUCAAGCAGCAUGAAUUCGCAAUCGGGCUGACGUUGAACCGGUUAGCGCUUGAGAGCUGCGAUACCAACUGGACAGCCGCGGAAAAUCAGAAAGACAUGUACGCGAUUCCUCAGAUUUACAAACUUCUCACCAUGGACGGGUUCUCAGUUUACUUGAACCCCAAUCUAAUGCAGUUUAGCAAGCAGUCAUCGAGUAAUUACUUAAGACUCUUUCAUGAUUCGAUAGCGACCACCGAAAAUAUUCCUCCGGACUAUCAGUACCUCCUGGGGCCGAUAAAUGUCAAAGCUAAAUUGAAACUAAACCCGAAACCAGAAACAGAUGGAAGCAAUUAUCAGAUUCCCAAAGUGUGGCUGGAUCUAGAAAUGGAGAAACUGAGAAUUGGGUUGACAAAACGUCAGUAUGCGACCUUGCUACAAUUGGGAGAGGGUCUAGAUCGUGCUAAAAAGGCAGCCCCGUUUCGUAAAUAUCGUCCGGAUGUCCCAAGUUACCGCGGAUUUUAUCGCCAGUGGUGGCAGUUUGCUUACAAAUGUGUCCUGGAGGAACACGUGCUAAGAUGUAGACGGAAUUGGAACUGGGUGCACAUGAAAGAGCACCGAGAUCUCUGUCGUGAAUACGCGGAAGUUUAUCAAACAAAACUUACCUGCAAAAAAACAGCUCCCGCCAUUGAAGAACGGAUUACCCACUGCGAGCAAAACUUGGAUCUUUUUAAUCUGGUGGUGAUUCGUCAGCAAAUUGAGUUAGAAGUCGAGAGACUCGCGGAGAAAGAAAAGAGUUUGAAAGCUAAGCGUGGGUGGUUUGGGUUCCUUUGGGGGUCUACUCAGCAAGAGGAAGCUGAAGAUUUGAAUUCUGCGGCUGCUAUAAUGAAGCGAUUUCAGGACGCGAUGACCCCCGCGGAAAAAGAAAAAUUGUAUCGAGCGAUAGAUUAUCAGGAGAACAGCGCGCCUGCGCAUUACCCUGAAUCCUACGAAAUGAUUGACAUGGUUUUCUAUCUGCAUGGUUUGCAUAUCAUCAUUUCGGACACGGACAAAGAGGACCCAAAUGUUCUAGACAUUUCACUGAACGGCGUUCGCAGCGCGUUUAAAUUACGACCAGCUGCCAAUUCAAUCUACACAACCCUUUCCCUCAAUGAAAUAAAAGUUCUAGGAGUCAAGCAGAACAAUGAGAUCCCUUCGCUUAUUCAAAAUGACGUAGAACGUCAAGAUGUUCUUUUUAGCGUGAGCUAUGAAAAGAACCCUCUUGAUAAAUCUUGCGGUGACAGGAUUAUUGUUAAGUCCAAGUCGGUCCACUUUGUUUACGACGCGCAGACAAUUAUCCAAUUGGUAAAACUUUUUAAAGUAUCCAACCAAUCUGCGUUUAAUCAGAUCCAGCAGGCAGCUGCUGAACAGCUUGAAGGUCUCAAAGAAAUGUCGGCUCUAGGACUUGAAUACGCGAUUCAAAAACACUCUCAGCUAGACAUCCAAGUUGAUUUGGAAGCUUCCCAAUUGAUUGUUCCGCGAAAUGGUUUCUAUCGCGCGCGAGAGUCUAUGAUUGUUAUUAAUUUGGGUAGCUUGAAAGUGCACACCCUGGAGAAACCGCGAGAUGAAAUGUCAUCGCAGACAGUGCGUCAGUUGGUCAGUAUGGGUAAAAGCGAGGAAGAUAUCAUGAUGCAUUUGCGUGAGCAUUCUUACGACCGGUUCGCAUUGAAGAUCGUAAACUUCCAGGCACUUGUUGCUACCAAAACUGAAGACUGGAGACUCGGGUUGUCUAUGUCAUCAAGUCCGAUGGUGAUUUUACAACCUACUACCCUAGAAAUCCAGUUCCACAAGUGUCUGGUCACUGAUGAUCCGGUUCUACCCAAGAUGCGUAUUAUUGGACAGUUACCAUCUUUGGCACUUUGUAUCCCGGAUUCAAGGCUCCUAGAAGCCGUGUCUAUAAUCCAGAGUAUUCCGUUUCCUGAGGACGAGUCCGAGCUCCAAGCGACUCCAUUAUCUAAGUCCUUGUCUCAGUUAUCACUAAAUUACGUAAAAGAAAUUUCCAAGCCUGUCCCUGAAGUUUCUGAGGACGGGGUCGUCCAAACUACUGAUCUAGAAGCUAACUUUGUCAUGAACGAAUUCACAUUGACUGUUUUUAAAGCAUCCGAUGAAGACAUGCGUCCAUUUAUGAAAGUUGAAGUACUGAAAGUCGAAGCGGAAAUGACGACACGAAGCUACGAGCAAGAUAUCAAGUUGCGGUUGGGUGGAAUCCAAGUCACCCAGUAUCAUAAAGACGAAGAAAUUUUUAUGAUAAACACGCCGAUGACUUCUGGACAUCAGGUUUACUUGAUAGUGGUUCACUUUGUUAGUGUUAGCAAGCGCUCACCAGAAUUUACGACGCGGCAUGGAUCGGUGGUCAAACUACUGCAGCUAGAAUUCACUACCCUAGAUGUUCUGCUGCACCAAGAAGCGUUAAUCAAUGUUAUGCGCUACGUAAAUGAAGUCCAGGAUAAAGUAACGCCACGCAGUUCGUUAGAUUCUAGAGUAGCGACCACCAGAGGAUUUUCUCAGCUAUCCACGAUCCAGGAGGAUACUUCGACGUUUUUCAAAGAUCAGCUACAGAAAAAGACUAAGAACCGUAAGAAAGUUGUUGUCGAGUGUAUUGAUUUGAAGAUAAAGGCAAAAAUUGGGACGAUAAGUUUAAAAAUAGCUAACGAGCAGCAAGAGAUCAGUGCAUUCUUCAUUCAGGGGAUCACUGCUGGUUAUAUUAUGAAAGUGUCUUACUCACAGGCUAACGUCAAUUUGACGUCGAUUCACAUCCAGGAUUUGAAUCCUAAGACUAUUUAUCAGAGCAUUGUUUCUGUGGAGAGCGGAGAGUCGCUCCAGGUACAAGCUGUUAUUUAUAAUGUGGAAGCGCAUGAAAAUAAGAACAACAUGUCAGUUAAAAUAAGCAUGGGUUGUCACCGGGUUGUAUUUCUCAAUGAUUUCGUGUCUAGAGUGAUGAAAUUCUUGAAUAAUUUCCAAGCAGCGCAGCAGGCAAUAGCUGAAGCCUCAGCCGCAGCAGCAGAAGCCGCCAAGACCAAUAUCAAGGACGCGCAGGCUUCGGCCGCACGAAUUGAGCUCUCGAUAAAAUUAAAAGCCCCAGUGAUUUAUGUUCCCAUGAAUUCUAAAUCCGAGCACUGUUUGAUGCUUGACAUGGGACAACUUACUAUUUACAAUAAUUUGAAAACUUUGAAUACAUCUGAGGAUGGAGAGUCUCCGAUUGUUGAUGAAAUGAAAAUCGAAUUAGCUAAUUUGAAAUUAUCGCGCGUUAGGUUGACUGAUAACUUCCAGACAGAAAACGAAAUUUUGCUGUUGCAACCGGUCAGCUUUGGGCUGCUCAUAAAACGCAACUUAUCUUCCUGGUUCACUUCAAUUCCGGACGUUGACAUGUACGGGCGACUUAAACAGAUUGAAGUUCUGAUGAGCAAACAGGAUUACGCGAUGAUUUUGAAAGUCUUAGAAGAGAACCUGAAUGAGUCUGAUGACCCGCAGGUUCAACCUGCCCGCGAAAAAAAGCUCGAGAACCAGAGGCCCAGUGUCAAAGAAGUUGAUGUCCAGGUGACUGAACGUCAAACUUCAGAAGUACAAAAGUCAGCACGCGCGUCAGUAAAAUUUGAAUUUAUCAUGGACAGUUUUAUGAUAAAUUUAUUCACAGGUGGCUCUAAACUGCUGCAAAGCAAAACUUCUCCGCUACAUUUACCAGAAAACGGCCUCGCGCAAUUCGGUCUCACACAUUUUGCAGUCAAAGGCACAGUUUUCGCAGAUGGAUUACUAGCAACUUCAAUUUUGCUGAUGAACUGCACAUUGGAUGACAAGCGACAAAGUCGUCAAGGCCAGUUGACACGAAUCAUGGAACGGACCACUCCCGUGCCUGUUUUGGAAGCCACCGAAGAUGACCAGAACUCAGAAAGACGUAGCAUGCUAGACGUAACCAUCCGUCAAAGUGUCAAUGAUAUUUUUGUAGAUGUCCGCGUCUUUUCUUUUAGUAUCAUCGUGUCAAUUGAUUACCUUAUGAAGAUCAAAGACUUCUUCAAUGUCCAAACGGCUCAGCCAGCCCAGCCACAAGUUACAGUGCAGAAGUACAGCGAAGUAAAGAAAAAAGCUGCUGCCCAAAGCCAAGCGAUGAUAACCUUGAAUCUUCAUGUAGAGAAACCAGAUAUCAUUCUGAUAGAAGACAUGGACAAUAUUGACUGCAACUGUGUUGUUAUGAACACCGAAUUAGUGAUGAAAGUACGAUUGAUUGGUGAGCAUCAAGUGAUAACUGGUUCCGUCAAAGACUUGUCAGUUUUAACAGGGAUUUACAACCCUGCAAAACGCGCUGACAGCGUGUACCAGGUCCUAAAGCCUUUUAGUGUCAGCAUUGCUGGUUCGACGCCCGAAAAUAAGGGCCUGCAUGUCGACGUCUGUUGCACGGACAUCCAUGUAUCGGUAUCACCUGGAGUUAUUGAAAUUCUGAAUCGCGUAUUACGUGGAGUCUCUUUGAGUGACCCGGAAACAGACCAUGAGGUCAAGGCUGAUCCUAACCAUCAAGGGCUUUGGCUCAUAACACCGUACGAGGAAACAGACUACUGGUUCCUCAAAACUGAGGUCGCUAUGGAAGCUGUUGAAGACAUUGCUUUCGUGGAUGACAGCGUAGUAGCUUACAAACCGGAACUAGCGAUUAUUUCAGCUCCAACUAUUCUAUUGACAUUGGAAGCAGGCGUAGGAAAUAAAACCCUGCCAAUGUUGCUGCUAAACGUCGGGUUCCAGAGCAGUAUUAAUGACUGGAGUACCAGAACAAUGAGCAUCGACGCCACCAUGUCUGUAAUAAUGGCUUACUAUAACAGCCGACUCGCGCUUUGGGAGCCGCUGAUCGAGCCAGUUGAGGUUAUUCAAAAUGGCGAACGGUCUUCGAAUUCUUGGGAGCUCAAGACCAAAAUUCAGUUCCAUGAUCUGGCACCCGAUUCCCGAGGCGCUAGUGCCAUUUCCCCGGGGUCGGAGAGCGAGCCCGAAGAUUUCAACCAGUCCCGCAUGUCGAUUGACAUCGACUCUGUUGAUAAUUUAGAAAUAACGGUGACGAAAACUUGUGUUGAGGUUAUGGAGCAGCUCAGCAAAGCGUUUACCAGCGCAAUGGAUGCUACGGACUCAGUUCCGAGGCUCGCGCCCUAUGUCCUAAAGAAUGAAACCGGUUUGAAACUGACCUUAGACUUGGAGGCAAGUAAUUUCGUGAUUCUUGAUAAAAAUCUAGAACCCGCGGAACGGGAGACUGGUAAUGAUGGUAAAUACAAAGAAGUAGUUCUAGAAACAGGCGCCGGGAUCCAACUAGCGCCAUUAAUCGACAAAAGAGAUUCUAUUAUGCUCGAGCAAAUGAGAACUUCCGUACAGCAGGACAGUGAUUACAAAUUUAUAAUAAAUUUCCAUGGGAUCAGUAACCAGCUAAUGAUUCCCGUCCUCAGGGCGGACAAGAGGUUCUUUUCGUUGAAGUACCGCAAGGAGAGCUCAGAAGAGUGGGGAAUAAUUUCUGAUAUUAUCGUUGAAAAUGGCAGCACUAUUGUCACCUUGAGAAGUAUUCUACAAGUCCACAAUCACUUCACAGAACCCGUUUCCGUUUAUUAUAUGACCAAGCGCGGGAAUGAAGUCGAAUGUGUGGGAACUGUAAAACCGGAUGAGAAACUCUGCUUACCGCUAGAUGCCGUCUAUACACCGACUAAUAUCUACUGGCUGUUCUUCAGCGUCGAUGAGUAUAUGGUUUCCGUUGAGCCCUUCAUCUGGAAGGAUUUGCAGAAAACUCUGAGUAUGACCAAAUUGCUAAAAUGUGAACCAAGGAAUAAACAGUCCAAGGAGCCAUUUUAUAUACAGACUGUAGGUGAAAUAGAACAAGUUUAUUUUGAAAAUACAACACGUCAUACUAUGUCGAGUACUAUAUAUAAUAUACAUUUGUAUCCGUCUGUUUAUUUGAAAAAUUUCUUACCAAUUGAUAUUGUUAUAAUAUUACCUGGUAUGAUUGAAGAAAAAGUCGUUAAAGCAAGUACAACGAUACAAUUACCAACGGUCGACUCCAAUAAUUCUAAUAUUAUUAUUAAGCUUUCGCAGUAUUUAGAAAAAGACUGGUCCUGCAAAGGCGACAUCGUCGCCAAUCCUCCUGAGUUUUCCGUCUGGUCUUUCGAGUCUUUCGACAGUUCUUCGAAGGUCGUAAUGGACCUAGGGAUGCACUGCUCUUUCAAACAUGGCUCCGUAACGAUGGCGCUCUACUGCCCCUUCUGGAUGCUUAACAAAACAGGAUUGAUGCUCGCCUACCGUAAAUCGAGUAAAGGUGGCAAAGAGACGAGUCCAUUUAAGAAAUUAUGUCACUUACGGCGACGGGGACGGCGGGGCGAGUACGGAAGGCGUAAAGGGAAAUCGAAUACCGAUGACUACCUGAACGUGAUUUAUCACCCGGAGACCUACAAAGGGCCCAUAAUGUUUUCCUUCCGUUCGAAAGCGUUCUUUGGUAAGAAAAAAGCAAUGGUCCGCAUCGAGGACGGCGACUGGUCCGAGAAGUUCCCGAUAGAUGUCGCCGGUAGCAAGGGAAUGGUAGUCUGCCGGUACAAUGGAAUCGACCACCGCCUGGGAGUUCACAACCAGCUGACCUACAAUUCCCUGACCAAGCAAAUAACCUUCACCCCCUACUUUGUCCUGAUAAACAACAUGGAUUUCCUGAUCGAGUGUCAAGAAGCCUAUCGACCAGCCAGUCCCAUCACCCGCGUUCCCGCCCGCGAAGUUAAAGCUCUCUGGCCCGAGUCCGACCAAGACCGCAAGAUGUUGAUUGCCAUGGUCGCGGGAAGUCCUGAAAAAACGGCUCCAUUUGUUUACACCGAAGUCCACACGACCCUCCUGAAGCUGGACAAUAAGUACGGUGGCAUCAACGUCGACAUCCAGAUAAACGAAGGCGGUAUCUACAUUUCCCUCUCCGCGUACUCUCUAGGAAAUGCCCCUGCGUUGAUAAUCAACCACACGUCGCAUACUAUUGACCUCUGGGAGAAAGGCUCCAUGAAUGUCCGGUCUCUCCAGUCAUUCAAUCGCAUGUUCUACACCUGGGAAAAUCCCUCGGGACCGCGAAAACUCCUCUGGGAAGAUAACAACAAAAAGGAAAUCGAGAACGACCUUCGCAAGGACAAUUUGGGCGCCUUCACUUUACCUGAAGUUGAAGAAGAAGUUUACUACGUUUCAUUUCUCGACGGAUUCCAGCGGGUUCUGCUUUUCACCACGAGCCUUAAAGUCGCGGAAGACUGUCAGCUAGUCGGAGACCUGGAGGUUAUCGACCAGGAAAUCACUUUGAACAUCCAUGGAGUCGGAUUGUCGUUAGUUAACAACGCGAGCAGGGUAGAGCUGCUGUACUUGAGAAUUGCGAGCUCGGGUAUCAUCUGGGAAACGCGGAAGACAAUCGGUAGCCGGUGGAAGCCACUGACUGCCUCAGAGGUACUGGUAAUUGAGGAAGGCUACCAAAAAUACGUAAGAGAAGUUCAAGUUGGCAGUGACCCCCCUUACCGAGUGAUGCUGGAGCCUAAAUUGUUGGUUGACUUCCAGAAUAUGGAAAUGCUACGCCCUCAUCGGCGGUACAUGCGUCGCACCUUCCAAACUGGACUCUGGAUUCAGUAUCGAACUUCUGUUCACCAAGUCCAGCUUCACGCCAAGAUAAACAGGCUGCAAAUUGACAAUCAAUUGGCAGAAUGUGUUUUUCCAGUUAUACUGGCACCGGUUCCACCGCCAAAGAGUGUCGCCAGUUCGGUAAUGAAACCAUUCGCGGAACUGAGUUUAGUCAAGCGACUUCUGGAACACAGUACGGUCCAGCAGUUCAGGUACUUUAAGGUCCUGAUUCAGGAAUUCCAUGUCAAGGUAGACAUUGGGUUCAUCAACGCGCUGAUGACCUUCUUUGAAGCCAACGAGGUGAGUGACGCCGAAGAAACUCGGCUCUUUGCUGAAGACAUGAAACUGGUCGACGAGCCUCUGAUCUAUCACGUCGCUAUGAUAACAACCGCUGAGCAAAAGAACUUUUUUGACCUCCUUCACUUCUCGCCGCUAAAGAUCCACAUCAGCUUCUCCAUGACUGGCGGGGGCGGUGGACCCUCUGCAGUACCUCAGUUCCUUAACGUUCUGCUGCAAGGAAUUGGCGUGACCUUGACUGAUAUCAACGACAUAGUUUUCAAACUGGCCUACUUUGAACGCGACUACAUCUUCAUGACCAACAAGCAGCUCAUCAGCGAGGCGACUAGUCACUACACAGGACAGGCCAUCAAACAACUCUACGUCCUAGUCCUCGGGCUUGACGUGAUCGGGAACCCUUACGGUCUGGUCGUAGGAACUAUGAAAGGAAUCGAGGACCUGUUCUACGAGCCCUUCCAAGGAGCCAUCCAAGGACCCGGGGAGUUCGCCGAAGGCCUACUUCUGGGAGUUCGCAGCAUGCUGGGGCACACUGUCGGUGGAAUGGCUGGUGCGGUUUCCAAGAUAACCGGCGCCAUGGGCAAGGGAUUGGCAGCUUUGACCUUCGACAAAGACUACCAACGGAAGCGUCAAGAAGGUCUUAAUAAACAGCCGGCUAAUUUGCAAGAAGGCCUGGCGAGGAGUGGGAAAGGUCUCGUCAUGGGAUUCGUCGACGGUGUUACCGGUGUAGUGAUGAAACCCAUUUCCGGGGCCAAGGAAGAAGGAGUAGAAGGUUUCUUCAAAGGCUUCGGCAAGGGAAUGGUCGGACUGGUAACCAGACCCACCGCUGGGGCCAUUGAUUUCGCCAGUGGCUCCUUUGGGGCAGUACGUCGGGCAACGGAACUCUCCGAAGAGGUAAAACGUGUAAGGCCGCCCCGGUUUCUUCAGCCUGACAGUCUUGUCCGGCCGUAUGUCCAUGCAGAGGCCGAAGGCAACAAGAUUUUACUUGAUCUAGAAAAGGGCAAGUACGCAAAUACCGACGUCUACUCUUACCACACGUUCGUCGGUAAAGACGUUUUACUCAUGACCGACAAGAGGAUCGCGUACUUAGAGCACAGCGACCUCUUUGGAGGCUGGAAAGUAGACUGGGGAUACACAUGGGCAGAAAUUACCGAGCCGAGGAUCAUCGAAAAGGGGGUACAGAUUGCGGUCAAGGAGGCCAAGAAAAAGAAACUCGGCGGGUUAUUCGGGUCAGAUACUACGGGUAAGAUUAUUCUGAUCAAUGACCUCGCGGUAAGGCAUCAAGUUUUUAAUAUGAUUAGGCAGCAAAUUGAGAGAUUGGAGACGCAGUAAGCUUGCAAAUGUCAAGUCAUUAUUAAACUGCCAUUUUUUAAAUUUUUUUUGUUUUCUUGUUUUUUUACGAAUUUUUAUGCACAAUAAAGUUUACGCGCACAUUUUUUAUCAUUGAUCAUGUUUUUUUAUUUAUUUAUUUUUUUUUUAUUAUGAAAAAAAAUAGCCGGGAAUAUAAGCGGCCAUUUUAUGCGCCGGCCAUUUUGUCGAAGUCUAGUUUUGUCUCAGGAAAUGAAUACAAAGAAAAAUAUUAAUAAACAAUCAUCACAAGGCCUGUAUAAUAAUAAAAAAUAUAUUAUUAUUAAAAAAAUAGAUAUUAAUAUAUAUAUAAAUAUAAAAUAGAAAGGGUUGAAAAAGUUUUUAGGUUACAGUUACAGAAAACUAUAAAUCAACUUUACAUCCGGAAUUAUCAUUUGUACAAAAAAAAGUUGUAAAAAGAUUUUGUAAAAAAUUUAAUGCUCGACAAAAAAGUUUCUAUGACAUUUAGUCAAAAAUUUGAAAAAUUUUGACUUAUUUUCAAAAUUAUAAAUUCUGAGAAUAAUAUGCUCUAAUGAAGCUUACUUAAAAUAUAUAUAACUCAAAAACUAUUGGAUUUAUAUGAAAAUUUAUAAGGACCAUUAUUGUAGAGAAUUAAAUUCCCUACAAAAAUUAUUUGAAACUUUUUUUUAUAAACUCAAUAGUUUCGCUGAGAAAUUAAAUUUAAAUUAAAUCUUUACAAAAUACUUCAUUUUUCGCGGCAAAGUUUUUAAAAUUUUUUUCAAAAAAAAAUUUAAGUCUUAAAAAGACUUAAGUCAGAGAAAGUACGUGAACUUUUCCGUAACUGCAAUCAAAUUGCUUUUUUUUCCUGAUAUUAAUUUGUUUAAAAAAAAAACGCUUCCACUGUUUUGUAACUAAAUAUUAU